Molecule: messenger RNA, 1503 nt
Organism: Polyodon spathula (Mississippi paddlefish)
Lineage: Eukaryota; Metazoa; Chordata; Actinopteri; Acipenseriformes; Polyodontidae
Product: solute carrier family 2, facilitated glucose transporter member 11-like
Exons: 12
Coding region: 1-1503 (500 amino acids)
Biological process (GO): monosaccharide transmembrane transport
Cellular component (GO): membrane
Molecular function (GO): hexose transmembrane transporter activity
Source: RefSeq, a predicted model, not a curated record
AUGUGUCAAAUGGACACCAAGUGCCACAGUCCGAUGUUAGUCCUGGCCAUAUUUGUGCUGGGGAUUGGUGGGACGUUUCAGUAUGGCUUUCAGAUAUCAGUUCUCAACUCUCCAUCUCCUUACAUCAAGAAGUUCUUGAAUGAGACUUGGCUGAUGCGCUACGGCACUGCCCUGGAGGACUGGAAGAUCAAUUUAAUCUGGUCCUUCAUCAUUUCUUUGUAUGCUGUGGGAGGGUUCAUUGGAGCUCUGAACGCAGGACAUCUCGCUGUGAAGUACGGCAGGAAGCGGUGCCUUCUGUCAAACAAUUUUGUUGCCAUAGCUGGUGGCGUGAUGAUGGGGCUCAGCAGAAGGGCUCACUCUUUCGAGAUGAUUAUGGUGGGGAGAUUCCUAUACGGAAUUAAUGCAGGCAUCAGUCUGAAUGUUCAAACCAUGUAUCUGGGGGAGUGCGCCCCCAAGAGACUGCGUGGGCUUGUCUCCAUGACUGUCUUUCCCUUCCUAUCCAUUGGCAAACUGUCUGGCCAGUUGCUUGGGCUCAAUGAAAUUCUAGGUUCUGAAGACCUGUGGCCUGUCCUGUUGGCCUUCAGUGUGAUCCCAGCCCUGAUUCAGUUAGUCAGUCUGCCUUUCUUUCCAGAGACUCCCCGUUACCUCCUCAUAGACAAGGGAGAUCAGGCACAGUGUGAGAAAGCGUUACAGCUGCUGUGGGGAAAGGGGGAUUACAGAUCUGAGAUUAAUGACAUGGUGCUGGAACACGCAGCAAUCAAAGGAGAAAAGUCCAAGAGUGUCUUGGAGCUGUUCCUGGACAGGUCGCUGAGAUGGCAGCUGCUGACAAUCUUUGUCACCUUCACCACCCUGCAGCUCUGUGGCAUAAAUGCAAUCUAUCUCUACUCGUUUGAUGUGUUCUGUGCAGCCGGGAUUCCCAUACACCAGGUCCGCUACGUGGCUCUGGGAACCGGGCUUUGUGAAAUUUUCACCUCGUUGCUUUGUGGGCUGCUGAUAGAAAGUACAGGAAGAAGAGUUCUUUUAUUACGGGGGUACUGGUGCAUGGCUUUGGUGUUAGGACUGCUGACAGUUACCAUUUUUCUUCAGGACCAAAUCAUUUGGAUGUCUUAUUGCAGCAUGGCCCUUAUAUUUGUUUUCAUCUUCUUUUUUGGAAGCGGGCCAGGUGGAGUAACAGCCCCACUGCCCGUGGAGAUAUUUAACCAGUCCUCCAGGCCCGCUGCCUUUGUCAUUGGGGGAUCCUUGAACUGGAUGGGGCUUUUCAUCAUAGGAAUGAUAGUUCCCAUUUUAGUGGAUAAUUUGGACUACUUAUGUUUUAUCAUAUUCCUGGGCUUUUGCUUCUUUUCUGGAGUCUAUGUGUGGUUUUAUUUUCCUGAAACGAAAGGAAAGACAGUGCUGGAGAUAACGGACGACUUUCAGAAAAUGCACUCGAAAACGAAGACUGAAGCAGCAGAGACAGUGGAGAAUCACAAAGAGCUGCAGUCUGUCACAUCAACCAAGCUCUGA